AUGCAAGCGGGCCCUGGAGGUUCGCCUGCGCCACAUCAACUCCCUAGAAAGAAGGGCGAUGACACCGCAGUGCCGAAAGCUCCUGCGAGAGGAAAGCCUCGCGCUCAAUUCCUGAUUGACAUUCCGGCCCACGAGUAUAAGCUACGUUGCGAUAGACCAAUUAACGCAACUCUCGUGGAUCUGAUUGUAAUACUCCCGCAAUGGUUCCGCAAUCCUGCUGUCGCAUGGCGCAUGUUGUGCAACGGCAUCACUGCUGCAGUUCACUUUGCAAUUCUGGACAAGCAUCGUUACCUUGGCUUGACCAGUUCCGAGGAAGGAGAGCGCGCCCGCGACCAUAUCUCGGACACAUAUCGAAAGACGAUGCGCAGAAUCGAGCCAACCUGGACCAAAGCGAAGCAUCACGUCCCAGGUAACUGGGAUAAGUCGGUGAUGUGCAUCAACAAUUUCCUUCCGGAAGCUGCAAAGAAAGCUGAUUAUGUUCCACCGCCGUCAAUACCAUUCAAGAACUUAGCGAUCGGUCUGAAGAGUCUGCCCGUGGAUGACGACGUGGGUGAUCUUACUCGCGCAUUGGUAUUCGCGCUGCAGUACCAGAAGCUUGAUGAGCACGGCCAGCUGACGGACUUUAUGUUCCCGGAUGAUAUCCAGCUUAUUCUCAGCUGCAUGGGUCCCACUGAAACUACCCGAGACCGUUACGAUGAGGCUGUCAUAAGUCGGUACUCCGAAGCGGUUCGAGUGGCAGAAAGUGAGCGUCGUAAGCAGCUGAAUGAACAGCGGCGCCAGCGACAGGCUGCCGAGGAGGAGGCUGCUCAGUCCGUUCCUUAUUUCUACCCUGGUCAGCCUUCGGCGCUUGGAGCCUUUCCGAUGGAUCCACUGGCUCAACAGCAAAUGCAGCCGACGGUCGACUUCUCGUCCUGGGAUGAAGGGUACAGCAGCAUGCCUCCGACGGGAAUGGGCGUCUUAAUGCCGAAUGCUGUGCAGCAUCCACCGGCGAUGGGAGCCAACUCCCAAGAUCUACCCCAGUGGCCUCCACAGAUGCAGUCACAUCCCCAAGAGUACAAUGGGUUGAACUUCAAUGAGCACAGCUAUAGCCACCCACACCAAGCGCACCCAGUACGAUCGAGGUCGCAAGAGGUCGCUGCAGCAGUAGCAUCAGAGCUCGUAUACCAGGCUUCUCAGCCAGCCCAUGUGGACUUGCCCGCCAUCCCCGAUAUUUGCAUACCCGAAGGCUAUGUACAAGACGACAACGCUUUACCCGACUCUUGGUUGUACCUAAAUCCCCAGGAAGCAGCAGGGCAAAUGGAUGCACUCAUGGCAGCAAACCAGACCUUUGAUUACAGCGACGUGGAACGAUUGGCGUCGACGUCGCUCGUACCCCGAUUUAAUUAUCAUCCUAGCAUGCCUUUGCUGGAUUGUCCGGAGGCGCAAGAUCCGAAGGAUUGGGGCGAGCUCGCUCGUGCGGCGCGAUGGGCACGGACUCAUGCGUAUCCUGAUGGCCGUGAGUUCACGGUCGGGGAUAUCGAUGCUGUAUCCGACCUGCACUUCUACUGCAUACCGGAUGCUCUUCCUUUCAAAGACACGCCUCAUCCGAUCACCGGCAAGACAUGGCCUGUAACUCUCGGGCAUGAGUUUUCUGGAGACAUCGUCGAGGUCGGAGCGGAGGUGCGCAAAGGUCUCCAGGUUGGAGACAGAGUAGCCGUCCAGCCGACCAUUGGCUGCAAGCAAUGCGUUUCGUGCAAGGGCGGCUUUACCAAUUGUUGCGAUUCGUUUGGGUUCGUGGGAAUCAUGGCUUGGGGAGGUGGAUUAUCGGAUCGGGUGUGUUUAGAUGCGCAAUUCGUGUUCAAACUGCCUGAGAAGAUAACGUCAGAAAUCGGAGGUUUGGUCGAACCGCUUGCAGUUGCGUGGCAUGCAGUUGAACAGUCGGUCGCCAUAGCAGGGGACAACAUCCUGGUUAUCGGCGCCGGCCCAAUUGGUUUGGCCAUUCUCCAAUGCCUGAAAGCCUUGGAUACUGCCCAGGUGAUAGUUGCCGAAGUUGCUCAGAAUCGAAGGGAUUUAGCUCUACGUUCUGGAGCUACGGCGGCAAUCGAUCCGACGGACGAAGAUAUGGUCUCUAGAUUUCGAAGCAGGGGAACGGUGGUGAAUGUUGCCCAGUGGGGCAAAGAGAUCCCCUUCAACCCGGACAAUCUGUUGGUUGGGGAAAAGAGGCUGGUCACAGGUAAGCCAUCACGCGAAACCAUUGCGCUGAUUCGAAGCCUUGCUGACUUGUUCCGAGCGCUGAGCUACACCAGUGAGGAUUUCGAGCGAGUUAUUGACGCGCUGGAUAAAGGAACCAUCGAUGCGGAGAAGAUGAUCCCGCGUACAAUCUCGAUGGAUAGAGUAGUAGAAGAUGGCAUUCUCGCGCUGCUACACGAGAAGGAUAAACACAUCAAGAUACUCGUCGAUGUCAGAAAGCAGAAGUAA
Alternaria metachromatica is the source of this 2457-nucleotide messenger RNA. RefSeq lists its product as uncharacterized. Bases 1 to 2457 code for a protein of 818 amino acids. The transcript has 4 exons. Gene Ontology annotation, molecular function: (R,R)-butanediol dehydrogenase activity; zinc ion binding. Gene Ontology annotation, biological process: butanediol biosynthetic process. The record is from RefSeq and is a predicted model, not a curated record. NCBI's taxonomy places the organism in Eukaryota, Fungi, Ascomycota, Dothideomycetes, Pleosporales, Pleosporaceae. Gene Ontology annotation, cellular component: cytoplasm.